CAUCACAGUUGCAGGAUGGAUAGAAUAGCCUCUCACCUGGAAAAGUCCAAAAACUUCCGUAUCGAGGCACUCCUGGCUCACGAUGUGGGCGUCGAGGGCGGGUCUCCAGAGGCGACCUACACCGGGAGUCCGAGGUCCGAGACGCCCUCCCCUCGGCCUGCGAACGCCGCACAAACCCAGCCUGGAAUGACGCCACUGGGACCCCUCUACAACUUUUCCCAAUCGGGAUUCUCCGCAAUGUACGCCGGGGGCUUCCUCGGAAUGCAUCCGAGGUCCGUGUACCCCUUGGCGGCUAUAGGCGCCCAGCCGCCCGCCUUCGUGUAUCCCGGCUUCCCGCAGCUGGUCCAGCCGUACCCGGGCCACUUGAAGGCGGGCACUGUGGCCGGGGUGCACCCACUGGAGCCCUGGAUCAGAGCAGGAAUGAUGUUACCGAGACUCGGAGAAUAUGGAGCACCAGCCCAAGCAGGGUUGUUGGGGAAGUGUCGUAAACCGAGGACUGCGUUCACCAGCCAGCAGCUGUUGGAACUCGAAAACCAGUUCAAGCUUAACAAGUACCUAUCCAGACCCAAACGCUUUGAGGUGGCCACUUCCCUUAUGCUGACAGAGACUCAGGUUAAAAUCUGGUUCCAGAACAGACGAAUGAAGUGGAAGCGAAGCCGUAAAGCCAAGGAGCAAGCAAGCCCGGCGUCUCCGUUGAGUGACUGUGAAAUAGCAGAGAGCGUCCAACUUCAGGCAGACUCUCCCAUCCCUAGCUUGGAGGAUGAAGAUGAACUCCAAGGCGAGGAUGGGGACGAGGAACCGAGUGUUCUGACAGGCUCUAUUAGCUCCCUCUUGAGGCACGCGGGAGGAGCGGCAGGGAACUACAGCUCAUAUUUAGAACAAGAGCUAGAGGAGGGAAGUUCAAGAAGAAACGGGGUUUUCCCAUAG
This is a messenger RNA of Nerophis lumbriciformis (worm pipefish), 927 nucleotides long. The record is from RefSeq and is a predicted model, not a curated record. NCBI's taxonomy places the organism in Eukaryota, Metazoa, Chordata, Actinopteri, Syngnathiformes, Syngnathidae.